Anarrhichthys ocellatus (wolf-eel) is the source of this 4644-nucleotide messenger RNA. RefSeq names its product carboxylesterase 4A-like. The record is from RefSeq and is a predicted model, not a curated record. NCBI's taxonomy places the organism in Eukaryota, Metazoa, Chordata, Actinopteri, Perciformes, Anarhichadidae. The transcript is spliced from 3 exons. The coding region runs from base 1858 to 2757 and encodes 299 amino acids.
GGUACCCUUGAAGUAGCUCUCAGUUUAAAAAGGUUGGUGACCCCUGGUGUAGACUGUGAAGAGCUUUCAGGCGUCUAAAUGACCAGCCUUCGAUUUGUUGAUGUGUUUAUGUCCCUCUCAGCAGCUCAUGUGUCCCUGAUGACAAAGAGCAGCAUGUCAUUUCUUUCUCCUGAGCCUCGCUGUAAAAACACUCGCAGACACUUUUAUGGACUCAUUAACAAAACCGCCGAACAAUCAAUGAGAACAGCUUCCUGUUCAGCCCCCUCACUGCCUCUCUCUCUUGUUUGUUGUAUCUCUGCUAUUAUUCUGCGAGCACUGGCUCCCUGUUCUGCAUUUGUUUGUGUACAUAUCAUUUUUUGUGCGCCGUGGUCGACCAGCAGCGGUUUGUUUAGCAAUACGAUUUCUGGGAGGAGCGGGUGGGAGGGCACUCAGUGCCAGUGUGGCUGCCUGGGCUGGGAGGACUGUCAGCUUCAUCAACACGUGUGCUUUGAGUUCACACCUGUUGCUCCUCUGUAUGGUUCGAUUGGAGAGAGGCACAGCGUCUAGCAUUACUUAGUCCGACUCAACAGAUGCUUUACGUGGAGAAAAAUAGGGAUUUAUGUCCCUGUUUCUGAGCUGAUGGAUGGAAAACUUAAAUUGUUUGUUCCCUUAAUGCUUCACCCUCUCCCCCACGCUGUUGCCACUUGACUGACUGCUGCCUGCAUCCCAAGAGGCCUCCGGGAAAAGAUAACAUCAGCAGAUACAAACUGUCACAUCCCCAGGCUUAAACUGAAAAAAUUGCCCACCUGAGAAAGACAUUUACUCUCAUAUUCUGUGUCACAUUAAUUUUUUAUUUAUUAACCCUAAUCCUAUCUGACAUGACAAAAAAGGGCUACCUAUGUAAAUAUUAUAUCUUCCCCGGUUUCUAAUGUAGUUUCACACAUUUUAGGGUUACACAUUUUUAUUGCAAGCCACUUGGUCAACAAUGUCUAGUGUCUUGUGGGUGUAAAUUAGCAUAUCAGGGAAGAUAUUUACUUCUUGAUAUGCUAAUUUAUCAGUUUUACGUGUUUAUAGCUCUAUAACUUUACAUCAAAGUCUGUUUUCAGGUGUAAAGUAAUACUGCAUAUGUGUUAAAAAAAACGUUUUUAUGACUUCAGGGGAAAAUGUGUGAAGUGUGAUAACUGUCCUCAAAUGAUGUCACUGUGGCUAAGGACUACAAGUCUGAUAAAAACCCGCUGCCCAUCUCUGCUGCAGGCUAGAGGCCCACGGCUGCUCAGCUGCUGCUGGCAGAACUCCCCCAAAUCGCUGAAGCAACUGUUGGCAGUCGAGUUGGAUUGUGGGUAAAGUGGGUGCUAUGUUUUGAUAAGGAAGAAGAAUGCAGGGGACGGACUACAAGUUUACCCACUGCACGACUACUCCUGCUCCUGUACACGGCAGUCACCUCUAAAUGAUGGAAACCCUCAUCCCUGAUUGGCUUGUGUACCUUCUGACAAGCGGAGCUUAAAGACGACAUCCUUGCUGUUCUCUUCUUCAUCGCAGUGCUCAUUGGCCGGACCUUUUUGAGGAAUAUUGUCCGUAUCGUGAGGAAUAGUUCUCAGAUUUCCCUUCAACUGAACUGUAGGUAACUGAUGGCUGUUACAUUUCCACCGGGUGGUUUGCACUGCCUGGAUUUUAAAAAGGAUCAUUAGCAACCACGACCUCUUCUGCUCCGGAGUUUUCCCCUACUUAUGCUUGUGUGCGAAUGUGGUUUUAGUGUGAUUGUCUGUUUGUGUUUGCAUCUGCAUGGCGUAAGUGAGGGAUAGAAAAUAAGGAUUCUUUUUCACUCAAAGAGGACAAAAGAAGACACAGCAAACAAGUUGAAAACAAGGAGUCGCAACUAUGUCCCAGUGGAGGCACCAUUCAAGGACUGGUUGUCAGCUACUCCAGACUGCCAAGAGUAAGAGCAGGCUGAUGGGAUACGUAAGGCUUGAAGGUUCCUUAAGCAGUGGUCGGUGGGUGUCCUCUCUAAUAGGGCUGGGACUGAUGCUGCUGCUGCAGGCAUCUCCUACUGCUGUGUCGGCUCAGAAACUCGACGAGAACGACCCGGUGGUCACCACCACGUAUGGCAAGCUGCGUGGCGUUAAGAAGGAGCUCAACAACGAGAUCCUGGGUCCCGUCGUGCAGUUCCUGGGCGUUCCGUACGCUGCCCCGCCCACCGGCGAGCGCCGCUUUCAGCCACCAGAGCCACCGGUGUCAUGGCCGGAGAUCCGCAACGCCACGCACUUUGCCCCGGUGUGCCCUCAGAGCAUCGUGGAGGGCCGCCUGCCGGACGUGAUGCUGCCGGUGUGGUUCACCAACAGCAUCGACGUUGUGUCCACAUACGUCCAGGACCAGAGCGAGGACUGCCUCUAUAUCAACAUCUACGUCCCCACUGAGGAUGUCAAAAGAAUAUCCAAGGAUUGUGCCAGGAAACCGGGCAAGAAAAUAUGUAGACAAGGAGGUAUGUAUGAUCUGAACGCAACCUAUACCAUGCCACAGAAAGAAGAAACUAGGAGGGAAAAAAAGAAGAACCUUCUGGUGCAGCUGAGAGCAAUCAUGAUAUCAAGGUCUACAAAUUAUUCAGGUUUCGACUCGAGGCAUCUGCAGGUUUUCAGAAUGCUACAUUUAAGAGACAGGGCCGUUUUUCAACGAUACCUGGAGGUAAAUUUAAGGGCAAUUUUAAAAACCAUAAGUGGAAGUCUUCCUCUGACUGAACAUUUGCAGGUAUUAGCAAAAACAUAUGUGCUACUACAACGCUGAAUGAGCCAUGUGAUUUGUAGACCUUGUGAUGUCGAUACCGAGGUAGUGUUGCUCCACACUCCAUGGUCCAUCCAUGUGUGCUCUCAUUGGUCAGCAAGAUUUGGUGAUGUGAUCGGCUGCCAGAUCUGGGGUCAGAAGCUGUGCGGUAACGAGGCUUGAUGUGUAAGGAGAUAGGAGCAUAUUAGAUCAGACAUGCUGUCACAAACACACACACACACACACACACACACACGUACAGUGAUGUAGUUGCAUGCAGUGUUAAACAAGAUGAGCUCAAGCUAGACCAUGACUGUGUAAUCUCCAUUAAAAGAAGGCAGAGCUGUGUUCAGGUUGGCCCGGGCUGCUGUAUCAAGCACUGUUUCAUCAAGAUAAUGCCCUCCUCCUCCCUCUGUCUCUCUCCCUGUCUCCCAGCCUCUCCCUCCCUGGAUGUGUGCACGCUUUUUAGUGUCUAUACAUGUUUGUAUGAGAGUGUGUAAGAUUGUGUGAGUGUGUGUGUGUGUGUGUGAGAGAGAGAGAGACAGUUGCUGACAGUGUCCUUGAUAAGGUCUGGGUGUUAAUGUCAUUUUCUUGGCAGCAGGCUGCAUUAUCACUUAGUGUACAUUCCUCCUCUACUUACUACACGGAUACAUGUGCACUCUAACCUCUCCUUUCCUCAGACGUGUAGCACGCACAGAGACACAAUGGGGGAGUGCUUUUAAAUUGGGAGAUUACAGAAGCUUACAUGUUAGUCAUACAGCAUGGAGAAUCACCAUUAUAUACAGCAUGGAGAAUCACCAUUAUAAAACCAAGACCCAGACAAUCUGGAGCUUUGCUUAAGAAAACAAUGAAAAGCAAAGAAAAACAAGAUGGUGGAUCUGUGGCCUUCUUAAGGUAGAAAGUGUUACCCACUUACCCACUUACAAUUAUCCACCGUCUGUGCCUCACUUUAUUAACGUGUACAUACAUGAAUGCAUGUAGGCCACAUGUUGUUAACAGGCUUACUCAGCCUUACUCUGUCAAAAAACAAAGUUUAACAACACAGUAUUUAUUAACACUGCAUUAUAACUAGACAGAAGGUAAUACAUUUGAACUUCCUUAUGUAACUGCCACAUUUUGCAGAGAUCUCCUGCAAUAUGUUAUACAUUUCCCUACAUUUUGUUAUCAAUCAUUACUUAUUGCAGAGGAUGUUUCAAGAUGUGUUCAAGAGAGCUAAGGGAUACAGUGACACUUGUGGUGUUGGUCAAUAAUAAUAAUGAUAAUAAUAAUAAUGAUAAUAAUGUAGAUAAUUAAUUGUAUCUUUUUAAAUUAUUUUUUUAUUGAAGACAUCCAUGUUGGUUGGUUAAUACAUAAUGCACUAUUCAAUUUUCAUAAAAAAAUGCAACACCCAACUUUUUAAUAAUCACUGCAAUAUCUAAUAAGGUAUUAACAAAUGCAGCAGAUCAUUACAACAUGUUGGUUCAUUCCGUCCAGGUAUUAUUAUAUAUUUACAGUGUUCAUUCUACCUCAUUUGUGAACAAUUAAGAAGCUUAUUACAAUUAUUACAGACAGUAGGGCUGCAUAAUAAAUAUAAAUAUGGCCAACUGCAAAUUUCAAAUCAUAAUCAAUUGCAAUAUCAGUCGAAAACAUUUUUUCAAAAUGUGUUUAGCCAGAACAGACAGAUGACACAUGAAAGGACCUGAGGCAGAUUUAAAUCUGGGAGAUAUUCCUCACAAUAUGGAAAAUAUUGGACUUUUUAAAUCAAUAAAAAUCAAGAAAAAUAACAAAUUUGGCUUCUAUUCUUAAAAGUAAAAUACUAUACCCUCGCAUGUAUGUUAGGCUGGUUGAGUGUACAGUAGGGGUGGGGGAAAAAUCGAUACAGCAUAGUAUCGCGAUAUUUUGCGUGGCGAUAUUGUAUCGUGAUAAUAUCGC